UAUACCCCCAGCGCAAUUCCUCCUCCUUCGCAUGGAGCUAAAACCUCCAUGAAACCUCGCAAGACCCACCAUUGAAUCUUUAGCUCUCCACCACGCCGCAGGUCCCAGCAUGAAGUCCCUCCGCCCCAAGACCCUCUUCCCAUCUCCGAAGUCUCCACCCUCGUUUCUGAGGAUCUCCCGUUUCUUGGCAUCUUCUUCCGGCUAUGACCCGCAUCCGCACUUGGCGCAGAGUCCGCCGCCGCGGCGGGACGACGACAGGUCGCGCGGCGUCAGGGUCUCGGUGUGGUGGGACUUCGAGAACUGCAACUUGCCGGCCGGCGUCAACGUGUUCAAGGUCGCGGCUUCGAUCGCCGCCGCGGUUAGGGCGAGCGGGAUCAGGGGCCCGAUUCAGAUCACGGCCUUCGGCGACGUCCUGCAGCUCUCGCGAUCGAGGCAGGAGGCUCUCUCGGCCACCGGAAUCAGUAUGACCCAUGUGCCUAACGGUGGAAAGAACAGUGCUGAUAGGUCUCUCCUUGCUGAUCUCAUGUAUUGGGUAUCACAGAAUCCUCCACCGGCACAUCUGUUUUUGAUAUCUGGUGAUAGAGAUUUUGCCAGCAUUUUGCACAAGUUAAGAAUGAGCAACUACAACAUUCUUCUUGCGAGUCCAGAAAGUGCCCCCCCUGUUCUCUGCAGCGCUGCUAGUAUUAUGUGGCAUUGGAAUUCUUUGGUCAAAGGGGAAAACCUUACGGGAAAGCAUUUUAAUCAGCCUCCUGAUGGUCCAUAUGGUUCUUGGUAUGGUCACUGCAAGCUUCCUCUUGAGGACCCUUUUGCAGCUACUGAACAGCCUCGCUUGGGGAGUGAGAACUUGGCUCGCCCAGUUCCUCAGGCAGUCAUGAGGCAAAUUUGGAGAUUAUUAAGGUCAAGUCCAAAAGGCAUUCCAAUUACGGAACUGCGUGCAGAGCUGGGAAGAAGUAAUGUUCAUUUAGACAAGGACUUGUAUGGAUACAAAAAGUUCUCACAGUUCCUUAUGUCUAUGCCGCACAUCAUAAAGCUUCACCCCCUAGGUGAUGGGCAAUUCUUGGUGCAGGCAGUUACCAAGACACCUCAAUCAUCAUCUAACUCCAUUGUGGAUCCAUCUACAAGGUCCAUAAAUGAAAGUGGAGAGGAGGGAUGCACAAGUUCAGAUGCAGAUGAUGAGUUAAUGCAUGCCAAAAGAGCAGCUGUCCAGAAAUUACCACCAUCUGAGCUGAAUAAGGAUCUGACUUCAGAUAAUGAACCACAUCGGGAUUCCCCUGAUGCACAUGUGGCAGUGCCUCCUAAAAGGGUUGGUGAGCAACAUUUAAUUGAUAAGAAGGCCCUUGAGAUGCCGACUAGACAUGGUGCAUCAUCUGAAGUCACGAAUUCAGGUGCAGAUGAGGAGUUAAUUGAGGCCAAAAGAGCUGCUAUCAAUGAAUCACCACCGCCUGCACCUAUAAUGGGUGUGACUUCAGAUGAGGCACAACAGUGGCCUUCUCCUGAAAAAAGUUUGGCAUGUGCAUCUCAGCGAGGCUCUACAUCUCUAGCUGGUCUUUUCAAAAGGUUAUGGACAAGAUGGUUUAGUGUCAAAGAUGGCAGUUCAAGUAAGAAUAAUGUCAAAAUGUCAGACUGCACUGCUCCCCAUCACUCCAAGGAAAUGAGUAAUGGUACACUUGAAGAAUGUUCUACUCCUAGGGAUGAUUCAGGAGAGGUGAAGUACAAAGAAAAAUGUCCAACCCAGGUUUCGGAGCUAGAUUGCCCACCAUCAUCAGAUUCAACUAGCAAUCGGUCAGCUCAAAUGGAGGUGGGUGCCUUGAGAAUGGAAACUUACGAUAAUAAAUGUAGUCCUUUGCCGAAUGAUAGUGGAAUGCUUGAAGAGACCAAUAAUCACUCAACAAAGGGCAACAUUGAUACACUUUGGAGCGACGUGAAAUCAUCUCUGAGUUCAGCCAAAGGAUCGGAAACUGUCGGAAAGUCGAGGACCAGAAGAGAAAUGGCGCAAAAUCUGCGAAAGGACAGACUGCCAGCUGCAAAAUCUCUCAGCGAAAGCGAUCUCCUCCAGUUUGUCGAUCUCUUGAAAGUGGGGCAGAAAUCGGAUGAAGACCCAUCUCAAAAGCUGCUUUUUAAACCUGCUGAACAUAGCUCCCAUGCCCCAAGUCGGCUGAGCUCUGUCUUUCAGGGGAAUCUGUCGUUGCGCACGGAGAUACAGAGGUGUUUUGAGCAUAACGGAGAGAAAAAAAUUCAGAAUACUGAUGCUGGAGUUUCUCCCCACGUUCUUAAUAAGAGGCCAAUCAACCAGUCGAGAAAUAAGAUCUUAGCUGACUGUCAGAAACUUGUAGAUGAGAUACUGAAGCAGUAUCCUCAAGGAUAUGAUAUUCGCCCUUUCAAAAAGCUGUUCCUUGAUAAGCAUGGUUAUCCUCUUGAUCCACAGAGAGUUGGUUGCGAAGGCCUGGUAUCCGUUUUAGAGAAUAUGGCUGGAGUGACGGUUGAAUCUACUCAUAUUUAUCCUUCUGGCAAAGCCGUAAAAUGUCAAAAGAUGGAAAAUGCCGAUCCCAAUGUUCAUCAAAGCGAUCCCUCUUGCUCGUUGGGUAAUUUGGAUAUUGAAACGCGCGGUCCAUCAAAGGCGGAGAAUGCGAGUCCCACUGUUCAUCAAAGCGAUCUCUCAGUGCGUAGUUUGGAUAUUGAAUCGUGUGGUUCAUCAAAGAAGGAUGAUUGUGUUGACUCUCUGUGGGAGGAAUUGGAGCCCAUUGCUGAUGAAGUUUCCAGCAGAAAUGACCUCAAACCGGGACAUUUUGCUGAAGCAGAUGCUGCUGAUGCUGAUUACAAACCUGACCUCUCAGACAGUGACUUUUUAGAAUUAGAAAAUGAGGUUAAUGCAUCUGGAGAAGAUGCGGGUGGAACACAGAAGGAGGACACGGUACACACCUCACCAUUCGAAGAAGUGAUCAAUUCGUACUACACCAGCAAGAAAAGUGAUAGUGAGAGUUACAAGUCGACUAGUACGGAUGGCAUGUCCGAUUCUUCCUCUGAUACAGCGCAACCAUCCGAUCCAUCAGAAGGCACGAAAGUUGAGGCUUCCGUUAAAUGCAGCAACGGAAAGAGAAGGGUUGGAAAGACCUAUAGUUUUGUCGCAGACCCGGAUAGGAAGGUUGAAGGCAGUCCACUGUAUGGCAUUUUGGAUAGCUUGGAUAAGUCAAGCGAGUCAAGAAUGCAUGGCUGAAAGAGGUCUUGGAGAUUUUAAACGUACUUUGCAUAUCUGAGGUUUCCCGGUAACUGUCUUUGGGGGAUCGACUCGGAAGAAAUCAAGCAACAGCCUUUGCCCAACGACGAGUUUCCAUCAAAUUACACAUAUUGGUCCUUGUUCUGGAUUACCUUUGCUCACGAGGCAAUGGAGGACUAUACAAGGUCUGCUCAUUGCAACUUUAGUUUCCUGCAAAUAUCAUGUCUGAGCCUCCAUGAGUUAAUUGUUAUCCAACCUUUAUUUAUUUCCGGCUGGUCGGCCAUUUCAUUUUUCCUAUGGUCUGUAUGGUCUCUAUCAAUGCUGUCCGCGGCGACUUUUGAAUUUUUACUUUUUUGUUAUUCUAAGCCUUACGGUAUA
Messenger RNA from Rhodamnia argentea, 3592 nucleotides. RefSeq lists its product as uncharacterized. Gene Ontology annotation, molecular function: RNA nuclease activity. NCBI's taxonomy places the organism in Eukaryota, Viridiplantae, Streptophyta, Magnoliopsida, Myrtales, Myrtaceae. Gene Ontology annotation, cellular component: peroxisome. The transcript is spliced from 4 exons. The record is from RefSeq and is a predicted model, not a curated record. Bases 110 to 3214 code for a protein of 1034 amino acids. Gene Ontology annotation, biological process: regulation of gene expression.